AUGGCCACAGGGGCUCCCCUUCUAGGGAUCCUCCUGGCACUUCACACCAAGGGCCCACUGCAAGUGAUCCGCGACACCCAUGCAGAGAUGGGGAGCGUGUUCACAGUGAGACUGUUGCAUCGCAAGGUGACCUUCCUGGUUGGGCCAGAUGUGUCUAGCCAUUUCUUCCAAGGGCUGGACUCAGAGAUCAGCCAGGACCAGGUCUCACAGUUCACCAUUCCAACCUUCGGCCCCGGUGUGGCCUUCGACGUAGACUUCGCCACUCGCCGCGAACAAUUCCGCUUCUUCGGCGACGCGAUGAAGCCGGCCAAGCUCAGGACCUACGCCCGGCUCAUGGUGCAAGAAGUCGAGGAUUUCUUUGCGAAAUGGGGACCGACCGGCACGGUUGACUUGAAGCAGGAGCUAGAGCACCUCGUCACGCUCGUCGCCAGCCGGUGCUUGUUCGGGGAGGAGGUCCGGGCCAAGAUGCUUGCCGAGGUCGCAACGCACCUCCGGGAACUCAACGAUGGCAUGCGCCUCGUCACUAUCCUGUUUCCGCACCUGCAGAUACCAGCGCACCGCAGACGCGACACGGCGCGCGCUAGGCUCGACGAGAUAUUCUCCGGCAUCGUCAGCUCCCGCAAAACAAGCUACCCCGACGGUGGCCCAAACGACAUGCUGCAGUGCCUGAUCGAUUCCAGCAAACAAGCUCCAGCACGGGCACGCCUCCUCGUGCGCGCCAACGCAAAUCACCUGCACGCUGCCGUCCAAGAGCAAGAGCGAAUCAUGGAGCGGCACGGGGACCGCGUGGACUACGAGGUCCUGCAGGAGAUGGAAACCCUCCACCGCUGCAUCAAGGAGGUUCUGCGGCUCCACCCGCCGGCGAUGAUGCUGCUGCGCCACGCGCGGCGGAGCUUCACCGUGCAAACUAAGGACGGCGACGUGUACGAAGUCCCGGAGGGGCGUACGGUCGCGAGUCCGCUGGUGAUCCACAACCGUCUUCCGCAUGUGUACAGGGACCCGGAGAGGUAUGAACCGGACAGGUUUGGCCCCAUCAGAGGGGAGGACGGGGCUGGCGGAGCGUUCGCAUAG
This is a messenger RNA of Triticum aestivum (bread wheat), 1071 nucleotides long. RefSeq names its product obtusifoliol 14-alpha demethylase-like. The transcript has 3 exons. Lineage: Eukaryota; Viridiplantae; Streptophyta; Magnoliopsida; Poales; Poaceae. Gene Ontology annotation, molecular function: oxidoreductase activity, acting on paired donors, with incorporation or reduction of molecular oxygen; heme binding; monooxygenase activity. The record is from RefSeq and is a predicted model, not a curated record. Bases 1 to 1071 code for a protein of 356 amino acids.